AUGAAAUAAAAUAACUAUAUUCGACAUGGUUGCACAUAAACACCAACUCUCUAUCAAUUACUUACUUACUUGCUUUACUUUCCAAAUAUGUUAACCUGUUUCUUAUUAAUAUCUUUACUUGAUGAAUCUGCUACACAUUUUAUACUACUAGGACUUUUAACUUUACUAUCUUUGUUCUCUAGUAUUAAAACCACUCUUAGUUGUCCAACCGAUGAUUUUUUAAUAUAGCAAGUACAACAUCGUAGAAUGGGAAAACCUUUCAAUUAUGAAAGUUAAAAGCUAGAUUCAUAUUGUGACAUUUGUGAUGCGUAUGUGAAAGAAAAUACAAAGCAUUGCAAACAUUGUAAUAGAUGUUCUCAAGAGUUUGAUCAUCAUUGUAAAUGGGUCAAUAAUUGUGUUGGGAAUAAAAAUUAUAAAAUUUUUAUAAUGAUGAUAACGACAACCAUGCUUCAACUCUUUUACACAGCUAUUGUUUAUAUUAGAAUUAUAAAAUUAUAUAAUACUGAGCAUGAAAAACUAUUAAUAAACAAUGAAAUUCAAAAGUUUCAUUUUUAUGAUGAAAACGAUUUAGAUAUCAAAUACACACUCUCAAUAAUUAUGCUUGUGGAUUCCUCUAUUUUUUCUAUAUUGCUCUUCUAAUUAUUCAUUUUCCAUAUUUAUCUUAUGAUCAAAGGAAUCACCACUUAUGAAUUCAUAGUGAAAUCUGAUAUCAAAAGAAUAAAUCCAUAAAUUAAUGUUCUCAAUGUUAAACCUGAAGUAUUGCCAAAUGGAACUACAUAAACAAAUUUAAAUUUACAGGUGAACAAUAAAAAUACGAUGUACUUAAUCGAGUUAAAUUGUAGUGAAUAGUAAUUGGCCUAAGAACCUUAAGAAAAAUAGGGCAACUCAACAGAUAUAGUUUUCAAUAAUUAGGUCUUAGCAUGA
Molecule: messenger RNA, 924 nt
Organism: Paramecium tetraurelia
Lineage: Eukaryota; Ciliophora; Oligohymenophorea; Peniculida; Parameciidae
Exons: 6
Biological process (GO): peptidyl-L-cysteine S-palmitoylation; protein targeting to membrane
Cellular component (GO): Golgi apparatus; endoplasmic reticulum
Molecular function (GO): protein-cysteine S-palmitoyltransferase activity
Source: RefSeq, a predicted model, not a curated record